UCAGGCAAAAGCCUUUUUUGAGAACUUGCGCCACAUGACCCACGAGUGUCGAGUCUACCCAGCGGCCCGGUGUCUUUGAGAAAAAAGGAUCUCUGUGCUUCGAUGUGUGUGACAGAGGAGUCUGGUGUUUUCCACUGUCAAACACGUACCAGAUGACCGUCCUUGCGUCAACCCUGAUCCAGAGCAAAGCCAAGGUAAAGUGUCUGUGUGUACUUGUGUUCCUGAGCUUCCCCCUGACCAUGGCUGAGGUCCCUGGUCCAUGCAGACACUCCAUCACGAGGGAGCACCUGCUGACAGUCAGGCAUCUGAUGGAUAACCAGUUGAGGAGCGGGUGCACGAUAACCUACACAUUCAUAGAACGGAGAAGUAUGAGCAAGUGUUGCUUCGUAAAAGCUGCUUUACCCUGGAUCCUGGAGCUGCUUACCACCCACUUCAAAUACAGCCGGGGUUCGGUCAACGACGGCUACGUUCAGUCUCUGAGGGCGCUCAUCCUCAACAUCUACUCUCAGAAAUGCGUGCCUCAGAUAAACGAAGAGGUUGAGGACAAGCCAGAGAGUUUUGAGAUACUUCACAGAGGGUCCACUUUGGAGGCGCUGCAGAGGGCUUCGGAGGUGCUGUCCGUUUACUGGGAGCUGGUGACGACGAACGACGCGCCGGUCGACUGGAGUUGCCAGGACGAAUACACGGAAAUGUCCGGCUCCACCACGGAGCUGUACACAGAGUCGCCCGUGCCACAUUUCACAGACAGCUUCGAUAGGAGUUCGGCGAAGGCCUCGCAGAGAAGACCAGUCAGAGACCUGUACAUCCUCGGCUUAAUCCUGGUCUCCAUCUGUGGAGGACUGCUACUGAUUCUCACACUCUACUGUCUCGUCACGCAAAAGAUAACUCACAACCCACACAGAUCGAGAUCACCGUCCAACUCAAGAGACCGGCAGGACUUGGACACGGAGCUGCAAUAA
Messenger RNA from Cyclopterus lumpus (lumpfish), 959 nucleotides. RefSeq names its product colony stimulating factor 1b (macrophage) (gene csf1b). The record is from RefSeq and is a predicted model, not a curated record. Gene Ontology annotation, cellular component: membrane. The transcript is spliced from 8 exons. Lineage: Eukaryota; Metazoa; Chordata; Actinopteri; Perciformes; Cyclopteridae. The coding region runs from base 153 to 959 and encodes 268 amino acids. Gene Ontology annotation, molecular function: cytokine activity; growth factor activity.